Messenger RNA from Mus musculus (house mouse), 2073 nucleotides. It is a transcript of the gene Plpp7, whose product is annotated as phospholipid phosphatase 7 (inactive). The coding region runs from base 285 to 824 and encodes 179 amino acids. Gene Ontology annotation, cellular component: endoplasmic reticulum membrane; nuclear envelope; membrane. NCBI's taxonomy places the organism in Eukaryota, Metazoa, Chordata, Mammalia, Rodentia, Muridae. The transcript has 3 exons. The record is from RefSeq and is marked validated.
AGAUUUAAAUAGCCCAGGCCCGAGGCAGCCAGGCCUCAGCUGUGGAUUCAUCUGCCUGUCCGUGGCUCUAUUGGCGCUGGCCCUGUAAGGGUGGGCUCUAUUGACUGCCCAGCUGUCAUUGACGUCCCCAACGGAGCCGGGUGGCAGCUGGAGGUAAAUAGCCAUGUGCAAGUCUCCUCUCUAUAUUUAACAGCUGCUACAGAGAAGGUGGUGGCUCCUGUCUUCUGGGAGAAGGCCCUUGGAACUGGGCUGGGACUGGCCUUCUCAUAGUAAGUGAGGUCACCAUGCCAGCUUCCCAGAGCCGGGCCCGUGCCAGGGAUCGCAACAAUGUCCUCAACCGGGCUGAGUUCCUGUCCCUGAACCAGCCCCCCAAGGGGACCCAGGAGCCCAGAAGCUCAGGUAGGAAGGCCUCGGGGCCCUCAACACAACCCCCACCCUCCAGCGACGGGGCACGGGAGCGUCGCCAGUCACAGCAGCUGCCCGAGGAGGACUGCAUGCAGCUGAACCCCUCAUUCAAGGGCAUCGCCUUCAACUCCCUGCUGGCUAUUGACAUCUGCAUGUCCAAGCGACUGGGGGUGUGUGCCGGCCGGGCUGCAUCCUGGGCCAGCGCCCGCUCCAUGGUCAAGCUCAUUGGCAUCACAGGCCACGGCAUUCCUUGGAUCGGGGGCACCAUCCUCUGCCUGGUGAGAAGCAGCACCCUGGCUGGCCAAGAGGUGCUCAUGAACCUGCUGCUAGCCCGGGCCCCAUAUCUCAGCCCUGGAAUCCUGCAGGUACCUGGAGUUGCUCAUGGCACCGUCACUAGGGAACAGAGAAGAGUGAGAUAAGAUGUCAGAGGUCAAGGAUGGACUGCAGAGAGAGCUCAGUGGCCCUGCUCUUGGACAUCAUGACAGUGGCUGGAGUCCAGAAGCUCAUCAAGCGCCGCGGCCCAUAUGAGACCAGCCCUGGGCUCCUGGACUACCUCACCAUGGACAUCUAUGCCUUCCCUGCCGGCCACGCCAGCCGUGCCGCCAUGGUGUCCAAGUUCUUCCUGAGCCACCUGGUGCUGGCGGUGCCACUGCGCGUGCUGCUGGUGCUCUGGGCCUUCUGCGUGGGCUUGUCUCGGGUGAUGAUCGGACGCCACCACAUUACAGACGUCAUCUCAGGCUUCAUCAUCGGCUACUUCCAGUUCCGCCUGGUGGAGCUCGUGUGGAUGUCCUCCAACACCUGCCAGAUGCUCAUCUCUGCCUGGUGAGCCGCCACUCACCACCCCCCUGGGCUCUGGGCAGAGCUGGCCCCAGAGAGGUGGCUAGAGGUGGGUCAGUGAGUGGGGACGGACCGACUCAACUUCCCCAACCUGGUCGGAGGCUGGUUUCUUAGUACUGUGGGGCUUGUCUUUCUCACUGGACUCUGCCUCCUCAGAGGCAGCCGGAACAACUCACGUGGGCAGUCGUGUUUACCCUCCAUUCCUUGUCUGAAGGCAACAGACAAGAACAAGAUGGCCGUAGGAGGGGCAGAGUCUUGUCAACUCGUCACCAUGACAGCAGUAGCUGUACUGUGCUACCACACCAUGGCACAAAGUUCGGGGAAGUAUGCCCACCACUCAUCCAACACAGGUCACCGACGGCUUAGGGUAGCACGUUCCAAAGGGUGCCUGGGGGCCCUGGCCCACUAGAUACUUCUCCGAAAAGGCUUUUGUGGUCCAGUACAUUUGGGGAAGUCCUGCACACUCGCCCUCACAGUGAAUGUUCACGAGAGGCACCCAGCCACUGAAGUCUUGUUUAGCUCAGCAUCUCCGAAAUUUACCUGACCAUAGGAGCCUUCUCUUCAGACAUUACUAUUAGCCCACCAGGAACCUAUUGAAUCUGGGAAGCUGCUGCCCAGGAGCCAGAGGGCCUGGGGUGUGAGCUAGCCUCUCCCAGCACUCAGCCCUGAGGCCUGGGGAAGGCAGGUGCCCACAGCAAGGCCUGCAGAAGGUUCCUGCCAUGGUCUCUGGGCGUCGAUGCCGCUUUGGCCCCCAGGGGCUGGACUCUGUGUGACCUAAUAGGUCGUUUCCAAGUCAAACACUUAGGGACAAUACAGUGAUAUGCAAAUGAA